Messenger RNA from Dermatophagoides pteronyssinus (European house dust mite), 1930 nucleotides. RefSeq lists its product as uncharacterized. The record is from RefSeq and is a predicted model, not a curated record. Gene Ontology annotation, biological process: proteolysis. Gene Ontology annotation, molecular function: serine-type endopeptidase activity. NCBI's taxonomy places the organism in Eukaryota, Metazoa, Arthropoda, Arachnida, Sarcoptiformes, Pyroglyphidae.
CUGAUCAUCAUUUAAUCUUGAAUAUUAUUUUUUUCCAAUUUCUGGAUUUUCAUUCCAAAAAACAACUUGAUCUUCAAGAUCUUGAACGAAUAAACUAGUCAUCAUCAUCAACGGAAAAAAUUUCGACACCUGUACUAAAUUUAAAUUGGUUUUUAUAAUAAUCAUGAAGGUAAUUUCAUAUUGUAUAAUCGGAUUAUCAUUGAUUCUCAUACAAAUCGAAACAUCAAGAAUUCGUGUUCGUCAAGGUCGUCGACAAUGGUGUCGUGGUUCACGUAGACUAGAACAUCUUCGUGGUCGUUGUAUACCACAUUAUGAAUGUGUACAUAAUCGUGGUAUAUCGAUUGGACAUUGUUUCAAUAAUCUCGUAGUGGUUGCUAGUUGUUGUAUGUUGCCCGAUUCACAAGAUGAUAUACUAAAUUUUCAUCGACAAAAAUUUUUCAAUUUCAAAAUCAAUUCUGAACAUCAAAAUAUUAACGAAAUACAAAGUAAACAUAUCUCAACUGUCGAUUCAGAUCAUGGCAAUGCUCAAGGCAAUCCACAUUCGAUAGGAAAUAAAACUGUUUCGACAAAUAAUUUACUACCAUCUACUAUAUCUACCGAACAGAUCAAUUCGAUCAAAAACCAAACAGCCAUCAUUUGUAUGACAACCGAAAAUUAUGCUGACUAUAUGGGUGGUGAUGGUGAUGAAAACGUUCAAAAUCCAAUUAAUUCGACUACAACAGCUAUGACAGCAACAAUUUCAUUGGAUCUGGAUUCGACUUUCAAUUCAAUUACGAAUAAUAACAACAAUUGGUCAAGUUCAUUGCCGACAACUAAAUCGAUGGAAGAAUCCAUCAUUAAAUCAUCCCAAACAAAUACACAUUCAACACUACUACCAAUUGAAAUCAAUCAAAAUGAAUUCUAUGAAAUCAUAUUGAAUCGAACCACAACAACAAAAGGAACAAUCGAUAAUAAUUAUCCAUCCAAUCCUAAUCAAAAUGUAUUUAUCGAAGAUAUUCCAUUACAUUCUUCGGUAGUAUCGCCGACACCUACAGCAAGUUUUACAAGUACAACUACCAGAUCUUUUUCGUCACCAAAAUUAUGCGGUGUUCGACCGUUAAGACCAACUGGACGUGUAGUAGGUGGCCGUAAUGCACAAUUCGGUGAAUGGCCAUGGCAGGUUUUGAUCAAAGAAAAAUCUUGGUUAGGAUUUUUUACCAAAUCAAAAUGUGGUGGUGUAUUAAUCGAUUAUAAAUGGAUUCUUACGGCUGCACAUUGCCAACCAGGUAUGAUGGGAUCAUUGAUUGUUAUGUUAGGUCAACAUGAACUUCAUGGUACUUCAAGACAACUUCGACCGGUUGUGAAAACCGUACGACGAAUGAUUGUACAUCGUGAUUUUGAUCCGGAUACAUUUGAUAAUGAUAUUGCUUUAUUGGAAUUGGAUACACCAUUUGAAAUGCAACCGCAUAUUGUACCAAUAUGCAUGCCAAAUAAAGAUGAAGAUUAUGUAGGUCAAUUUGCUUAUGUCGCCGGAUGGGGAAAAUUAAGCUAUGGUGGUACGAUACCAAGUGUAUUACAAACAGUAAGAUUACCGAUCAUUGAUAAUAGCUUAUGUCAGACGAUGUUUGCCGAUGCUGGACAUUAUAAAUACAUUCGACAUAGCUUUCUUUGUGCCGGUUAUACACAAGGUGGCCGUGAUACAUGUGAAGGUGAUAGUGGUGGACCAUUAAUGAUGAAACGUGAUGAUGUUUGGACAUUAAUCGGUACCGUAUCACAUGGUAUAAAAUGUGCUGAACCAAAUUUACCUGGUGUAUACAUGAAAACAUGGUCAUAUCUUCCUUGGAUAAGUGGUAUCAUUGAACGAACAUUAUGAAAAAAAAGAUGAAAAUAAGCAUUUAAUAAUCGAAACAUCAUUUCUAUUUAUAAUUCCAUUAGUUUUAAAUAUUAUUUA